This is a messenger RNA of Blepharisma stoltei, 1047 nucleotides long. The record is from the annotation of a GenBank genome assembly. NCBI's taxonomy places the organism in Eukaryota, Ciliophora, Heterotrichea, Heterotrichida, Blepharismidae.
AUGGGAUUUCAUUAUUCAGAGCUGAUAAUGUAAAUUCAAUAUAGGCAUCUGCUUUAUGCAUAUCUGGGGUAUUCUACGUUUAAAGCAAUAAGAGUUCCUCCGAAUGAAGCUACUGAGAAAUCAGAACACAAGAAAAAGAAGCUUUUAAUGAAAUGGGUUUCCUGCACAAUUCUUUUAUACUUCCAAGGAGCUUUAGAUUAUUUUGUGUCAUGAGUCCCUACUUAUUAUUUCUGGAAAACUAUUUUAAUUUCGCUUAUUUUGGUAGAAAACAGCUUGGCUGUCAAGCUGCUCCAAAAUUUCGAAAAUCAUAUACAGGAAGUUGAAAAUUAUAUAGACAGUGCACAAAAUUCAGUAUUCUAAAUUAAAAAAAAUAAUUAAAUUAUUUUUUAUAUAGUAAUUGGCCUAUUUAUUUUAUAGAGAAUAUAUAGACGCUUAUCUUUUCUUACUUUUCCUUUCUUUAAAGCUACCUUAAAAACUUUGAAAUUUGUCAUACAAGGAGCAUCUUCAGACCAGCUUAAAGAAUUAGAAAUUCUAAUUAAAUUGUACAAAACACCGACUCAAAAGGCAGAAGAUGAGGAAAAAUUUGACAAAACUGAGCUGAGAAAGUACCAAACUUUCAGAAAGGUAGAUGAGGACGAAAAAUUUGACAAAAAUGAGCUUAAAAAGUACCAGACUAAUAGAAAAGUAGAAGAGGAAGAAAAAUUUGACAAAACUGAGCUGAAAAAAUACCAAACUUUACCUUCACCAGCUAAAAAAAUUGCUCCACCUGCCAAAACUCCUUGGAAAGCCAAUGUGCAUUUUAUGCUCAAAAAAGGAAUGUCCUCAUAUUUUCCACAUACUAUUUGGUUUGACGUAAAAAAUAAACUUUUGCAUUGGAAAGCUGAAGGUGACGACCAGACUUUUAAUGAUACUUUUAUAGGGGUCAAGGUAAAAGAUGAAAAAAAAUAUUUAUUAGAAAUAAAAUUAGCAACUUCAACGAAAAUAGUCAAGUUUGUGGAUCUGAAAAAUAUGAAUAACUGGGAAGGAUUCUUGCAAGGGCAGGCUUAA